AUGUCCUCGAGUCCGGUGGAACGGAGGAGGUCUGCACUCGCGCUCGUCAGCACGCUGUUGCUCCUUGCCUCUCACGCCUCUGCUUUCUCGCUCUCCUCGCUCACCUCCUAUGCCUCGUCGCGCACCUUUCAACCCCUAUUACGAAGAGCGGACGAGAAUGCGACCGUCAUACCCGCCGCCAUAAACAUUGCGCCCAGCCAAUAUUGGGAUGGAGUUGACGGCAAAUGGUCCAGUUUUCCCCUUCAGGUCGGCACGGCUGCCCAGAAUGUGCGGGCUUUCAUAGGCACGUCGGCCUUCUCCACCAUCACCGUGGGAGCUGGAGGGUGUGAGCCGGUGGAAGCGUUUGGAGAGUCUUGCUCCAAUGAUCGGGGAUUCUUGUUCCUCCCCAAUGAAUCCCUCACAUGGGUGCCCAACAGUAUCUUCCAGCUUGGGAUUGAGAUCAAUCUUGGUUUGGACACAUCUGCACGGUCGGGAUUCGAUACCAUCACGCUCGGAUGGCAGGGCUCUGGCGGUCCAACGGUCCAACAUUCUACUGUUUUCAGCCUCGAGGCUCAGAAUUUCUGGAUUGGUAUCUUUGGUUUGAAUCCGGCUCCUUCCAACUUCACCACCUUCGUGGAUCCUCAGCCGUCUUUCAUGCAACAAUUGGUGAAUAACAACACGAUUCCAUCCUUGACGUAUGGCUAUACUGCUGGAAAUCAAUACAGACUGAACGGAGUAUAUGGAUCCCUAGUCCUGGGAGGUUAUGACCAAAACCGUUUCGACGCCACAAAGAACAUUUCUAUUCCAUUUAAUGACGACGUUGGUCGUGAACAACUUGUCAACCUGAAAGCCAUCACCACCGAUGUGGGAUCGCCUUCCAACCUUCUCCCGGACGGAGAUAUUAGUCUAUUAAUCGACUCGACGGUCGCACAGAUAUGGCUUCCAGAGUCAGCCUGCAAAGCAUUCGAGUCAGCCUUUGGCAUCACCUACGAUGCAUACAGAGAAUACUACAUCAUCAGCGAUAGCCUACGAUCCAAGCUACAAGAAUCGAAUCCCAACGUGACCUUCACGCUUGGAUCGCAAGCCAAUGACGCCACGGUGGACAUUGUGCUACCCUACAGCGCAUUCGACUUGGAGCUGCGAUUUCCUCCCGAUACMAACUCCUCGGCCUACUUCCCCCUCAAAAGAGCCGCGAACACCACACAAUACACCCUAGGCCGCACAUUCCUUCAAGAAGCCUAUCUCAUCUCAGACUACGACAACCGAAACUUCACAGUCGCACCUUGUAUCUGGAAUUCCAGCAAAAUCUCAACCAGCAGUCUCAAAUCCAUCCUAAGAUCCAACGAGACAAUGAACAGCGCUAGUAAUUCCGACUCCAGCUCAAACACAGGAGCCAUCGCAGGCGGUGUAGUCGGCGGAGUCCUCGCAAUAGCUCUAAUAGCCGGCGCUCUAAUCUGGUUCAAGCGCCGCAAAAACCAAGGCGAAAAGAAACGUCUCGCAGAACUCGAAGCCACCAACUCCGCCAGCAGUAGUUCCCACCACAACAACUCCCAAACAGACCCCAACAACGGCGAAUCAAAACCCAUCAUUUCCUCCCCCAUGGGCGGCGAAUUAGCCGGCGACGGACAAAUCCACGAAGCUUACGCCCCGCAUAAACAAGCCCCUCAAGAAAUGGAUAGUAGUGCCUACGCUGCGGUCGAUCCGAAUAAACAUGGUUACUCGGAAAUGGGUGGGGGUGUUGGGGAAUUUUUUCAACCUGCGAAGGGCGUUCCGGCGGAAAUUCGUGGUGGUACGCCGAUUUAUGAAAUGCAUGGGUCGGAUGUGCAGGAGUUGCCUGCUUCUACUCAUCGGCCUUCUAUGGAGAAGAGGUGA
This is a messenger RNA of Ramularia collo-cygni, 1851 nucleotides long. RefSeq lists its product as uncharacterized. Gene Ontology annotation, cellular component: fungal-type vacuole. The transcript has 2 exons. Gene Ontology annotation, biological process: proteolysis. Gene Ontology annotation, molecular function: aspartic-type endopeptidase activity. The record is from RefSeq and is a predicted model, not a curated record. Lineage: Eukaryota; Fungi; Ascomycota; Dothideomycetes; Mycosphaerellales; Mycosphaerellaceae. Bases 1 to 1851 code for a protein of 616 amino acids.